CACAUUUCCGCUUUAGGAACGCAUGUUAUUACCGAUAGCUCCAGCUAAACACCAUUUACUCAAAGACGUGACGUGACCCAGCAAAGUUCAAAUUGAAGUUGAACAAAGUCAUCAUGGAUCAGCUAGGAGCAGAUGAGAGAAAAAAAAUAUUUGAUUUGAUGAAGGACAGAGAGUUAGGUGGGAACAUGGACUGGAUGUACCGUGGAGAUAAGCCAAAUACUGAGGAGUAUCUGAUGGGAAAACCAGUCGACAAACAAAUAACUGGGGAGCCUUCAGCAAAUGAUGAUGAUGGUGGCAUCAACUCAUUAUUUAGUGAAAGGAUCAAGGCUAAUGUUGCCCUAGACAUGCAGGCCAAGAUGCGAGAAGAUCCUCUUUUUGCAAUAAGACGAAAAGAGGAGGAUGCCCGGCGACGUCUUUUAGAAAACCCUGUGAAGAUGAAACAGCUACAGAAAUUGUUGGAGCAACAACAGAAAGCCAAGUCCAGAACAGAGAAGAAAGAAAAAAAGAAGAAAAAGAAAAAGAAGAGGAACAAGAGCAGUGGGGAUGACUCAUCCAAUAGUGAAGAUGAUUUAGUGAAUAAGUAUUUGUCUAUUCUGACACAUAAACAGAAGUCUGGGACUUUAGAGAAAAGUGAGAAACAUAGACAUAGUGAUGAUGUACAAGGCAGUGACAGGAAGGAAGACAGAUUUCAAAGGGACAGGCGAGAUACUUUUAGUAGAAACAAAUAUGACCAGCAUGAUAAAUUAAAGCACAGUGAGCACAAACACCACCGUGGGGAAGUUCCUCACAAGGACAGAAGGAAAAGGCACAGUUCAGGAGGUGAAGAUCAUGCAGAGAGAAAGAAGCAAUCGUUGAGUCCCCAGCAACACAUCAGGCAGCACAAAGGAAGUGUAGAGAAACACAGACACCAGCAGACAGCAGCCAGAGAAGACAGUAGUGAUGGUGAAGACAUGUCACAGCGAGUUUAUGGCCUCAUUAAAAGCAUUAGACAUCAGUCAUCAGAUGUUCCAUCGAUUUCAAGAGAAAAUACUUUAAAGACCCACAGCUCAUCUUCCAGUGCCAGCUCAAGAUCAAGGUCAAGGUCUCCUGUGAAGUCCUCAGACAAAAGACAGUCUCCAAGGCCAUCACAUCCAAGCAGGGCAUCUGACAAGAGCAAGCCUGCAUAUUGUGACCAGUCUGCUUCACCAGUCAGCAGGCAGAAAUAUGGCACCUCAGCCAAGAGACAUCAGCCACCACUAAAACACUACCAUUGCUUUGAUAACAACUAUGAAGUUUUUGCAUGGGAUACCUUACCACAGUCUAAGCAUUGUCAUCUGACUAGAAGACCAUGUGAGCACUCUGCUGCCUAUCAUGUGUGUGUAUGCACGCAGGCACCCGAGGAGAAAAAGGAAUGGAGAAGGGAGAGUUAUAAUGGUCUCAUGUGUUGCAAGAUGACAGCAGAAGAAAGAGAAAAGAAACUGCAAGAGAUGACAGAAAAUGCUAAGUGGAGAGAUGAACAGCGCAGCAAAAACAUCCAGCGAUAUAAAGAAGAUGAGGCCAAAGAUUCUGCAGAAUCCCAAAAGAAGACUAACUUUCUGAGCUCCAUGAUGACAGACCAUGUGUCUAAAAGCUCAGUAGAAGACAGGCUGAAACGGAACAAGUACAACAUUCAGCGGACGAGGGCUGCUUUGGAAAAGAACUUUACAGAACACUAAAAAGUUGGGAAGGGUGCUGCCAGAAAAAAAAACUGGAGUUUUUAUCUUAAAACUUAAUUAAUGAUGGUCAUUGAAACAAACGAAAGAAUAUGGCAUAAAGAAAUAGUUUUUUCUCAUUUAUAGACCAUGAGCUCUUUCCCCUCUUCCCCUAUUUUCUUUUGUGACUGAAUGUUAUAAAAUGUUAAUAAUUAAGUCAUUCUUACUUUAUAUAUAUACUGCUCAAAACAAUGGAAAGGCCAGUUCUUUAGUAAUUGUUUCAAUUGAAACAAAUCAUUUCAACAAGAAUUUGAGCUUGGACUGACAUAAUCCAUAUUCUCAAAAUUCAAAAACGAAAGUCAAUAUCAUGUGUGUCCACCAUUGGCCUGAAGGCAGGCAAGACACCAUUGUCUCAUGGACUGAACCAUUUGCAGUACCACACUGAGUUGUGUUGACAAUGGACAGGGUUUGCACGUUUUUUUACUGUUUAAUUCUGCCUAUGGAUAUAGAUAUGUUGCAAUUGUACAUAUUUUUGUGGAUUCAGUGAGCUCAUCUGCUUGACUGCUGUAUUGAGCAUGCACAAGAGCAAUCUGGAUUUUCAUCUAAUUCAUGUUAGCUGUUCACCCACACAACAAGUUCACGAAAAAAGACUGAAGGAAUUGCUCUCUCUCUCUUGAUACAAACACGAUUAAUAAAAAUUUUGAAAAUAUGAAGGUGGUCUUCCCAUUGUUUUGAGAAGUAUAGUUUACAUUGUGUGUGUGGGAGAGAGAGGGGGUAAAGUGUGUGUUCCUGUGGGUCAUGAUAGGAAGUGCUUUUAUGCCUUUUUUUUUUUUAUGUUUGCAAUUUCAAAAUUCAAAGCACGAAAGUACAGUAACUUCUUAGUUUGCAACCAGGCUGGCUUCAGACCAAGUAGAAGCAUAUCUUCAACUCUCUCAUCCUUAUAGAAAAGAAUCUUCAGCAUCAGUGGUUCUAGAACUUCAUUGACUUUUAAUAAACGGGCAUUUGAUAGAGUCUGGAACGAGGGGCUGUGGUAUGUGAUGUGAAAAUUUAACAUCGAAGAAGGCUUCGUUCAAGUCGCUGAAGCGCUAUACAAUAGCUCAGCGAGUCCACUUAAAAAUUGUUUUCUGUAUUCAAGCAUGACUUUCUGUCAAAAAAUCACUUUAAACCACGUCUGACUUUAUGAAACAAAAUUGAUUUUUACAUGUCGGUUUAUAUAUAUAAACAUUGGUUAUAC
Molecule: messenger RNA, 2904 nt
Organism: Pomacea canaliculata
Lineage: Eukaryota; Metazoa; Mollusca; Gastropoda; Architaenioglossa; Ampullariidae
Product: pre-mRNA-splicing factor CWC25 homolog
Exons: 10
Coding region: 114-1694 (526 amino acids)
Biological process (GO): mRNA splicing, via spliceosome
Cellular component (GO): U2-type spliceosomal complex
Source: RefSeq, a predicted model, not a curated record